AAAUAUAUUUUCAUCUUUACACACAAAAUCAAGAUAAAUAAGAUGGAGAAAGGAAUUGUUUGUGUAACCGGGGGCAAUGGGUUUGUAGCAUCAUGGUUGAUCAAGAGGUUGCUUGAAGACGGAUAUUAUGUAAAUACUACCGUUAGAUCUCAUCCAGACUCAAAGAAAGAUGUAAGCUACCUCACAAACUUACCUAAGGCCACAGAGAAUCUAAAGAUUUUCGAUGCCGAUUUAAACAAGCCCGAGACCUUUGAGGCAGCAAUCAGAGGUUGCAUAGGUGUCUUUCAUGUCGCGCAUCCAACAUUAAGUAAUGAUAGCGUGGAAGUGUUGACCGAAAAAACAGUUAAGGGUGCUUUGGGUAUUUUACAAGCAUGUGUUGAUUCAAAGACGGUGAAGAAAGUUGUGUACACGUCUAGUAUAUCUGCAAUUAUGUUUAACGGGAAAAAACAUACUGAAGUUAUAGGCGAGGAAUCUUGGAGCGACAUUGAUUUUAUAAAUUCUCGUAUGGAAUUUGGAGCAUGGUAUCAUAUUUCCAAGACAAUGACCGAAAAAGCAAUUCUUGAGUUUGGCGAGAAAGAAGGAUUAGAUGUUGUGACGAUCCACCCCACGUUUGUUCAUGGUUCGUUUCUUGGCCCUGAGUGCCCAAAAUCUGUGCGCAACGUAAUGGCUAUGAUCUUUGGUGAUACUCACUUGUAUGCUAUGCUAGCGAGAGCGCCUUUUGUGCAUGUUGAUGAUGUAGCUAGCUCACACAUUCAUCUUUUUGAGCAUCCUAAUGCGGUAGGGAGAUAUAUUUGUUCGAAAACUGAAGUACCAAUUGAGGAAUUGUACAAACUAUUAUCAACCAAAUAUCCAGAAUAUGAAAUACCAAAUAUCGACAUUUUGAAGCCAGAGGACGCUGAGAAAAUGAUGUUCCCUAAAGUGUCAUCACAAAAACUCUUAGGCACUGGAUUCCAAUUCAAGUAUGGGAUUGAAGAAAUGUUUGAUGAUGCAAUUGAUUGUUGUAAACGAAACAAUAUAAUCUAGAUUAUAGAAACUUGUGUUUCAAUUUAAUAUGGUUAAGGUGAUACAUGUUUUUAAUUUUGUUACA
Messenger RNA from Helianthus annuus (common sunflower), 1087 nucleotides. Its product is annotated as vestitone reductase. The record is from RefSeq and is a predicted model, not a curated record. The coding region runs from base 43 to 1023 and encodes 326 amino acids. Gene Ontology annotation, molecular function: oxidoreductase activity, acting on the CH-OH group of donors, NAD or NADP as acceptor. The transcript is spliced from 4 exons. NCBI's taxonomy places the organism in Eukaryota, Viridiplantae, Streptophyta, Magnoliopsida, Asterales, Asteraceae.